This is a messenger RNA of Saxophila tyrrhenica, 1230 nucleotides long. RefSeq names its product catabolic L-serine/threonine dehydratase. The transcript has 2 exons. Gene Ontology annotation, biological process: L-threonine catabolic process; L-serine catabolic process. Lineage: Eukaryota; Fungi; Ascomycota; Dothideomycetes; Mycosphaerellales; Extremaceae. Gene Ontology annotation, molecular function: pyridoxal phosphate binding; threonine deaminase activity; L-serine ammonia-lyase activity. The coding region runs from base 1 to 1230 and encodes 409 amino acids. The record is from RefSeq and is a predicted model, not a curated record.
AUGGCCAUCAAAGACAAGAAACCCUGGAACACCACCCCUCUGAUCGAAUCCUCCGUCCUAUCAGAAUCAGCAGGAUGCAGAAUCUUCCUCAAACUCGAAACGCUCCAACCCGGCGGCUCCUUCAAAUCCCGCGGCAUCGCCAACUUCUGCCUCCGCGCGCUCAAACGCUCCCCGUGCCCCGAUAGAGUGCACUUCUACAGCAACAGCGGCGGCAACGCCGGCAUCGCCGCCGUGCACGCUGCCAACUUUUUGGGGAGGCCGUGUACGGUCGUGGUGCCAGUGACGACGAGCGAUGUCAUGGUUGCAAAGAUCAAAGCUGCGGGCGCGCAGGAGGUCGUGCAGUACGGCUGUGGACUGAGGGAGAGCGAGACGUAUUUGCGGGAGGUGGUGAUGAAGAAGGCGGAGGCGAGGGGAGAGGAGGGCGUGCAUGUUAUGCCGUAUGAUCAUCAAGACAUCUGGGACGGGAACGCGACGAUGAUCGAGGAGGUGCGGGAGCAGAUGGAGGGGAUGGGGGAGCAGGCGCCGGAGGUCGUGGCGUGUAGUGUUGGGGGUGGGGGGAUGUUGAACGGGGUCUUGCAGGCUAUGGAGAAUUUGGAGGCAGAGGGGGCGGACGGGUGGGAAAGGACGCAGGUGCUGGCUAUGGAGACGUUGGGGGCGGAUUCGUUGGCGAGCUCGUUGGAGAGGGGCGAGCAUUCGACGUUGCCCGGGAUUACGUCGCAGGCGAAGACGCUCGGGGCGGUGAGGGUGUCGGAUCGGACGUAUGAGCUUGCGUCUAGGCAUCAGGCGUCGGGGAAGGUGAAGAGUGCUGUGUUCACCGAUGCAGAAGCGGCGAUGGGGUGCUGGCGCUUUGCGGAUGACGAGCGGAUCAUGGUCGAGCUCUCGUGCGGCGUUACGGUGGCGCUGUGCUACGGUGGGAGAUUGGAGCGAGCAUUGGGCAGGCCUGUACGUCCAGAUGAUAAGGUCGUGCUCAUCGUCUGCGGCGGCCAUGGUGUGACACUGGGUAUGAUUGACCAGUGGAAGCGGGAGUUUGGCGACGUCGACGCCGACGUAUCGAUGGGUGGCAACGAUGACAGUGUGCCCAGCGCCGUCACUGCACACGACGACAUGAAGACCAGUGGCUACACGAACGGCGCCUUGAACGAAUGGACUCCGCCGCAGACUCCACCAGACACUGGCUACCUCGAAGAUGGAAACGUACCGAGCGCAAUGACUGCUCCCGUAGCAGCGUAA